This is a messenger RNA of Oryzias latipes (Japanese medaka), 867 nucleotides long. The record is from RefSeq and is a predicted model, not a curated record. NCBI's taxonomy places the organism in Eukaryota, Metazoa, Chordata, Actinopteri, Beloniformes, Adrianichthyidae.
UUAUGUUGCAGGCAGCAGAUUUAUAGAUGAUGAUGCCAAACAUUUGGCAGAUGCCUUGUCAGUAAGUUAAGCAUAUUUGUAUUUUAUUUUCAAGGCUGUUAAUAACAGCGGUUUCCCUCGUCUGUGCAGAUGAAUUCCAGGUUGAAGGAGCUUGAUUUGAGCCAUAAUGAGUUUUGUGGCAAAGGAGGGGAGUAUUUGGGGCAACUGCUAGCAAACAAUGAAGGGCUUGAGGUGUUGGACCUCAGUUGGAAUCACCUUAGAAUGAAAGGAGCUGUGGCUUUUAGUGCCGGACUAAAGGUGAAUACAAUGUUAAAACAUCUUGAUUUAUCAUGGAAUGGUUUUGGGAAUGACGGAGCUUUGGCCAUUGGAGAAGCCUUAAAAUUCAACAACACCCUCGUGCAUCUUAACCUCAACAACAAUCGUCUCACCAAUGAGGGUGUCAGCAUGCUUUGCAGGGGUCUGGAGUACAAUGACACUCUUCAAGUACUGCUGCUGGCUUAUAACUCUUUAACAGUAGAGGGUGCCCUCGUCCUGGUCAACAUAGUGAAAAACACACCCAAAACUGCCUUGGAUGAGAUUGAUUUAUGUGUGAGUUUCUAUAUUCCUGAAGAAAAGACAAUAGUUGAUCAAGGUCUCAGUCACUUUUAAGACAAAACACAGUUUCGUUUUUUCAAAAUGUGUAUGCUACACAUUUUUAAAAAGCAAUCUUUUCCUUAUUUUCCUUUGAACAGAAUGUACAGGUGAAUCAGAACUUUGUGCAUUUGCUGGAAGUGACGCGUCAGGAACAUCCUGGUCUAAAAGUUCACUAUCGAGGUGUUGGGGGCUUCAUUGCUAAAAAGCCUCAGAAACGAAUAGAUCCAAUGAAAG